Messenger RNA from Lontra canadensis (Northern American river otter), 674 nucleotides. RefSeq names its product mitochondrial ribosomal protein L14 (gene MRPL14). Gene Ontology annotation, cellular component: ribosome; mitochondrion. Bases 132 to 569 code for a protein of 145 amino acids. Lineage: Eukaryota; Metazoa; Chordata; Mammalia; Carnivora; Mustelidae. Gene Ontology annotation, molecular function: structural constituent of ribosome. The record is from RefSeq and is a predicted model, not a curated record. The transcript is spliced from 3 exons. Gene Ontology annotation, biological process: translation.
UCUCAGAUCGCUACUCGCCCGGCUGGGUCGGGCGCGCAGGCGCAGUGAGGAGGCCGCGUGGGGGGAGAAGGCGGCGCUGGGCCAGGGAGGCCCGCGGCGGGAUAUCCCCGGGCGGCGAGAGCGGAUUUGCCAUGGCUUUCUGUGCUGGGCUCUGGGGCCUCUUCACCCAUGCAAGCAGAGCGCUCAGCCAGCGCAGUUUCAGCACCACCGGGAGCCUCAGUGCAAUUCAGAAGAUGACGCGGGUCCGUGUGGUGGACAACAGUGCCCUGGGGAAUACCCCGUACCAUCGCCCUCCUCGUUGCAUCCAUGUCUAUAACAAGAAUGGGGUGGGCAAGGUGGGCGACCGGAUACUGCUGGCCAUCAAGGGACAGAAGAAAAAGGCCCUCAUUGUGGGGCAUCGCAUGCCCGGUCCCCCGAUGACUCCUAGGUUUGACUCCAACAAUGUGGUCCUCAUUGAGGACAAUGGGAACCCUGUGGGGACCCGAAUUAAGACACCCAUCCCCAGCAGCCUACGCCAAAGGGAAGGUGAAUUUUCCAAGGUGCUGGCCAUUGCUCAGACCUUUGUGUGAGCAGGGCUCAGGCCGCUGGCUGUGGUAGGAAUCAUGGGAGGGAACUCAGGGCCCGUGGCUGGGGAACAGUGUCCAGUGAAAAAAUAAACCCUUUCAUGUAUGUUU